AUGGUAUGUUAUAUUUGUUUACGACAUAAUGAUCAUAAUGUUGUAUCAAGUUCAUUGGAAACACAUGAAAUUAUACUUAAAUAUUCAAAUUUAUUUGAUUUUGAUCAAUUAUUAAUUUCAACUCCAAUUGGAUCUAUAGAAGAAAUUCGUGUCAGUGAAGCCUUAAAAACAGAUAUUACAUAUCUUUUAUCUUUAUGUGAACACGGUGAUCUACAUUUACGUGGUGCAUGUGCAAAUUUACUUGUUACAUUAAUUCAAACAAUAAUUCAUCUUUUAACACUAUCAUCAUUAUCAAAUUCUUUUAUUAAUCAAUGUUCACUUGUAUCAACUGAUUCACAAGACAGUUCAAGUCAUGCAUUUACAAUCAUAGGAAUUGAAUUAUUAGAAGAUUCUAUUCAACACAGUACAAGUUUCUAUGUUCUUGCUAAAGUUAGUCUAGCUCAACUUAUAGAUGAUAUUGAUUUUCGAAUAUUAACUUAUCUUGAACAACAAUUAAAACAACAGUACCCUGAUAUACGUGUUCGUCAAGCAAUUGCUUCGACUUUUGCUAAUCGUAAAAAAUAUAUUAAUACAAAUGAAAGUAAUUUUCAAGCUGCUGUACUCGAUUUACUUGUUCAAUUACUUUUAAUUCGUCAUUUUAUUUAUUGUAUUGCUGAAUUUCUUGUUAUGUUAUCACAUGAUACAUUUCAUUCAAAACAAUUUAUUAAAGUAGAAGAUUUAAUAAAACAUUAUGAUUCAUUAUUAGCAAGUAGACAUGAGCCUGAAACACAUGUUAUUGUUAAUAGUGUUCAAAUUGAAGAUGAUAAAUGGGAACGUCUUUCACGACAAAUUGUCGAUUUACUUCUUACUCAUUUACAAUCUCAGAAUGAUGUUUUAUUAUCAGUUAAUGGAACACGAGAUGAAACUUUUAGUGCAGCUCUUCUUCGUGUUUUACAUGACAUAAUAUUAUGA
This is a messenger RNA of Rotaria sp. Silwood1, 951 nucleotides long. Lineage: Eukaryota; Metazoa; Rotifera; Eurotatoria; Philodinida; Philodinidae. The record is from the annotation of a GenBank genome assembly.